Messenger RNA from Porites evermanni, 3982 nucleotides. The record is from the annotation of a GenBank genome assembly. Lineage: Eukaryota; Metazoa; Cnidaria; Anthozoa; Scleractinia; Poritidae.
AUGCAAGGAAGAGUUUUCCUUGGAUUAAUUUUGGUGUCAGUGUGGACAGUUGAAGGCAAGUAAAAUUAUGAUUUGUUUGUAUUGUCCUCUCGUAUGUUUCUUCUCUUUGUUAUGUAGCAGUAAGGUAGCUUGUAGUCUAGAACAAAAUAAGUCAUCAAAACUGACGUGUUUAUAUGGGCAAUCACAUGAGUUUGAGUGCAGUUGAUAUUAGAUGUGCUCGAAUUAAUUUGUGGUUGACAAGCAAAGUGUUGGUAUAAAUUGACAUGUUCUACGCCAAUCGAAAUGCAGAAAUUGUUGUUAUACAUUACAUUUAACAACAUUACUCCAAGUGUGCUUGUAGCAUGUAGACCAGCCGCUACCAUAAUCCGUCUGGGAAAUCUAUCAAACAUAAACCCUAUUUCAUUUUCAUCAGGUAUUUACCUAUUACCAACUCUUUUUAUUUUCUCUUUCAAAAAGUUGUCAGAUAUUUUAGGACGGGUUACUCAGUCCAUUCAAAUAAUUCCAAUUACUAAACAGCGAGUCUUUCCCUACUAGCCUACCUUUCAUACCCUUGCUGUAAACCAAACAAGCUUAUUAAUUAAUCCCUGGACGACCGCUUUGGUCGUUUUCGUUCCAUAUGGAACGAUGUAUAUUUUCCUUCCUGGACACAUUUAGCUUUCAGUUUAAGUUAAAUUGGUAAGCAAUAACGUCAGCAAAGAUAGAUCUUUCCAGCCACACCUCGUUUUGGAUAUUCUGACUAAUUUUAACAGAGUUACACUCACAAAAAGUUAACUUUUUGGGGAAAAAUCCACUGCCAAUUUUGUGUACCUACUACUCUUUGAAGAUUAAAUUUGUCCCUUUUCUAAAAAGUUGGCUAGCCACAAUUCCAUGCAAAGGAAAGAGGAUAAAGUGGGCCACAAAACUGCUAAUAAAGAAGAAAGGCAAAGGAAAAAGAGAGCGAGAGAGAAAGAUCGAAAUAGAUUCGGAAAAAAAAAAGUCACCUUUUGGCUAGUGGGCAUGCGUGAAAAAAAAAGCUGUCUAUUUACGUCCGAGUAGUCGGAAAAUAUGCUUUUUUUGUUGCAUUCUUAUGCUAAUUAGCCGAAAACUAGUCUAAAGAAGAGGAACUGGUGAGAAAUAAUGCUGUUUUUCGCUACUCGUCGUCCGUCACCAAAUGGUAAAGCAUAAUCAGUCAAAACGUCCUUAAUCAUUCAAAUCAUAGUAAAUUAAUUUCCCUUAUCCUGAAAACACAACGUCAACAAAUAAUAUGCCUUCAAAUAUAACUGUGAGGGGAGAGUGGAUAUUUUGUUCUCAGCGGUUGCGUUUGAUUGGCUCUUUGUGAGUCUCUGUGUUUGCCAACCAAACAUAAUGCAUUGAUUACUCGUCCCUUUCUUUACUGAAUUGCUUUGUCUUUCUGCCUUGUUUUUUUCUCAUUACCCAUGGCGUUACUUUUUAUAGAGCCGACACUCAGACAAACAAUAUGAAAUUAGCUUUAACGAAUUCCUCUUUGUUUGUCUUUUGUCAUAAAAAUAUAAAUGUUUUUCUGACUCAUUAAAAUAAGAAAAGUGACAAAAGUCAAACAAACGUUGCGAAUUAGUCAUUCUGAAGUCAUUUUUGCGAUGUGCUUAUCGUGAAUGAUAGUAAUUAAUAUAGCUCACGAUUACAGAAUCAAAAUACCUAAGGACACGAUCGAUCAUGAGAUGACUUUGCAAGUCAUCAUCAGCCGAUAUAAUAGCGAACAAAAAUCAAUUCUCUUCUGAUGCUACGGAACCGAAGAGAAUUUUCAUUUGCAACAAGAUUUUUAGCGUCACAAGUUAGCCUGUCAAGAGAGUAAAAUUUUUGAGAUUUUUAACAUUGAUUUUCGUACAUUUAUUUGCAGUUGUUCACACUUUACCGUGUUUGUUUUCUGUCAAUGGCUCCAGUGGGUUCAUCAGCUCCAGUGGCACCAAGAACUACAACGAAUGUACUUGGAUCAUUACUGCACCAUCUAACCACACCGUCAAACUGAAAUUUAUGAUAUUUAGUCUAUCUAAUGAUCCCCGGUGGAAUCAAACAAGGAUCCAGGUGCAUGACGGAAAAAGGAAAAAUGAUACCAUACUGGGAAUUUUUUCAGGGGCAAGACGGCCCUUCAUCAUACAAGCAAGUGGUCGAUUCAUGAUGGUGGCUUUACAAAAAGACUUUCUCUCCACCCCUUNUGACUAUCAGUUGUUUCAUUCCUGUGUGAAGUGAGACGUUUUAUUACAAUAUGAGAUAUGAUAUAUAUAGUAUCGCUUAGCGUGUUGUUCUACAGGGGAGUAUAAAAAUAUCUAUAAUUUUUGGAGUAUUAUUUAAGUAGGUUUAAGCAACUCAAGUUUUAUUUGCAGCGUGAUAUGACAUGAGAUCGGGACAGCUUAGAAACUUUCUUUAUGUUCAUUUUCAGAGAAGCCGAGGAUAAGGCUACCGUUACCAGUAGUAAAAUCUGUGCCAGGACAUUAUAUCUGGUUUCUACUGGAAGGUACUCCACCGAUUAACUCGACAUUAGUGAAUACAUCAACACCUUUGAAGGGUGUUUACCUAAUAAAAGGGAUCGAACUAAAUCGGACGGGCAACUACACUCUACUAGCAGAAAAUGAAGAAGGAACUGACUCAAAAACGGUUGAAGUAACCUUUCUGGGUAAGGAUUCAAUGCUGUUAAAUUUCAUUCAAUGUAGAUGAGGCAUUUUGCAAUAAACAACUAUUAAUAGUAGUUCGCACAAACAGUUGUGUUGACUUCCGUCCUUAUCUUAUCCGUUGAUGAUUCAGUUCAUUCGGUGAAAAAUGAAUGUAAAGAGUUUUAGACGACUUGCUUCUGCAUGUUCCACCAUUGUUUUGAACACGGGUAAUUUGUAUGAAUUAAAGUUUGUAAACAAUGAGGAUUUACCAAACACUGGAAAUUUGGAUUUCACCCUCAGGCCUGUAGCCAGAAUUUUUUACGGGGAGGUGCGAUCCAACGAGGAGACGGACCAAACGUUGCCAGGGGCGCAAGUCUCUGGGGUGGAGAGAAUUAGGUUGCCUGAGACUUCAUUUGGAGCAUUUUGAAAAACUGGGUAUUUCUCAAACUUUUGAUCUUCAAAAGUAAUUUUUUCAAAUAGAGUACUUUAUUUUACAAUUCUUUAUAGUGACGUUGAUGCUGGACGUCACUAUUUAAAAAGAAAAAAAAUAGAAAGAAAGUUGUAAGUCCGUACUAUUCGCGAGGUUUGAUGCAUGAUGUUUGAAUCAUGAUCUUUUAAUAGUGUACCGAGCUCAAAAUUUCUUGGGUGUUUGCUAGAAACAGAUCAAUCAAAGACUUCUUUCAGAUCAAUGUAUGUUACAUAGUGGAUGCGUUUAUUAGUCAGUGGAGAGAGCCUUUGUUGUGCCGCGAAUACUACUUUUUGGCCACAGAAAACAGCUGAUAUUUUAAACUAUCCUAAAAGAAAAAGGGCUACACAAAAAAAGGAACAAUGCAUACCUUAAAGAGAAAAAGGAUCCAAGAUCCAUCCCUUGUAAUUGGCAGGAGCCCAUCAGUGGCUCCUGUAAGUAGCCUGCGUAGAAAGCGUUUCCGUGCGAUUUCGGAGCAAAGAACGAGGACCGAGAGUCAAAGACCGCGCAUAAAAUUGAUGGAGUAAAAGAGCGGGGAGGAGGUGGUCAAAAGAAAAAAAAAGUGGACCUCUGGGCCCUGUAGGCGGGGAGGUGGGAGGGGGGUUGGGAGCGCAUCCGUCGCACCCCCCCUCCCUAUGGGCCUAACCCUUAAUCAAUGAGUAAAAAUGAAAAUUCGUUAUUGUCUAUUAAUACUGUAUUAAUGUAUAUACCUGAAAGUACCGCUUUCCUGAAAACUUCCCCUUACCAAUUGUAUCAUUCUUGCGUCUUUCAUUUUGCAGAUUGCAAUCAUUUGUGUCACAGUACAGGUUCGAUGACAAGUUCCGGCAAAGUUACGAACGAACACAGCUGUAGUAAAAGCAACAUAACACAUAAUUGGAAUUGCAUUCCAACUACAACCACUAAAUUGUAA